This is a messenger RNA of Camellia sinensis, 594 nucleotides long. The record is from RefSeq and is a predicted model, not a curated record. Lineage: Eukaryota; Viridiplantae; Streptophyta; Magnoliopsida; Ericales; Theaceae.
AUGUCAAUCCAUAUACAUGGGAAAGGUUUAAGAGUGCAUUUAAUGAGAAAUACUUCCCUAGGAGUGUUCGUCUAUGGAAACAAAAGGGAAUUGUUGAAGUUGGAGCAAAAGAAUAAGACGGUUGUAGAAUAUGAAGUUGAGUUUACAAAGUUGUCUAAAUUUGCACCAGCACUUGUAGCGGACAAGGAUAGCAGAGCACAAAAAUUUGAAGUUAGUAUAAAUGGUAAGGAGUUGCUUGUAGACCUAAUUGUGUUAGAUAUGCAAGACUUUGAUAUAAUUUUUAGGAUGGAUUGGCUGGUAGCUAAUUAUGCUUAUGUUGAUUGUCGAGGCAAAAGGGUAGUAUUUCAAAUCCCAGAUCAACCAGAAUUUUGUUUUUUGGGUAGUGGAGUUAACAUUCCUCUAGUAAUCUUAACUUUGCAAGCUAGACGAUUGUUAAGGAAUGGUUGCAAGGGUUAUUUAGCUUCUGUGAGAGAUACCCAUGCAACUGAGUUGAAGUUAAAGAAUAUUCUAAUUGGGAAGAAAUUUUCUGAUGUUUUCCCUAAAGACUUUCCGGGGCUGCCACCAGAUAGGGAGGUUGAGUUUGUAAUUAAAUGA